CCCCACCCUGGGCUGGGGAUGUCGGAGUCUGAAGACGGCGGAGCUUGUGUCGGAGUGGACAGCUUGGUGAACAGUGCAGCGUUUUAUUUCUUUAUCAUCGUCAGUGCCAGCCGCAGCCGCCUUGUAUAACCUGUAAGCCUCAACCCGCUCAUCGAUCCAGUCAUGGCCGGCGUUGCGGCUUCGAGCGGUCACCGACCCAAAGCACAGCCCAGUAGGCCUCUCGCUGUUACCGAGAUGGCCGCCGCUGCUCCCCGGUGGAAAGCGGACGCCAGCGGCCUAGGAGACAUCAGCGACGAGUUCGCGGUCUGCAGCGAUAAGAAGGAUUAUCUGGAGGGCAGCAAGGCCACCAUCCAGGAACUUUUUAAAGUGGUCCUGGUCAUCUCGGUGCCUCUGCUGGUUCGUUACGCGGUGGCGGGGACGGUGUCUCCUGGCUCCCAGCAAAUCUGGGUGCAGCUGAAGGGGAGACGGGAACAUGUGAGGAAAGCCAAGGAAUAUAUCAAAGGUAUUUGUAAUCCAGAAUUUCGUCAAAUUGAGGGUUAUCCAAAGGAAAUGCAUUGCAUUUUUGCAGGAGCUAAAGGCUUGUUUCUCAAGUGUCUUAUACAAGAUACCUGUGCUGAUAUCUCCAUGGUGAGUGCUGGAGUAAUUGCCAUUACAGGAGGUACGGAGGCAGUGAUUAUGGCAAAAACUCGAAUACAGCAAUUUGUGCAACUCUUCAAAGAUAACCAAAGCAUACCUAACAAAAGAGAAUCUUCAAUUAAGAGGAACUUCAAACGCAUUAUAGAAUUACAUGCCGAUAAAUAUUCAAUGGAUUUGCUGCUCUUGCCCAGCACUGUAAAGGAGGAACUUGUGAAUCUUGCUGAAGAUGUACUGUAUCAUGAAGAACCUAUAGAUCUGACUUUAGAACUCGAUGAUAACUCACAAAUUGUUAAUCAUGAUACUUCUAACUCUUCCUCUGAAGGAAAAUCUAAAGAUCUGGCCUAUUUUGAAGAAGCUAGAAGACAGGCCGGCACACCUGUAUCUGAACUUGCUCAGCAAAUGAACACUAUGCUUACACAAGUAAGUCAAAACUCACUUGGUCCAGAAAUAGAGCAAAGAUCAUGUGAGGCAUCAUCAACAGGCAAGGAGAGACUAUCGUGCAAAAGAAGAUCAUCUAACAGCGAGGACAGACAUACAAAGCGCCAGUUUUCGGGAGAUGUUGAUGAAUUUGCAGCAGAUAUCACAACUAAAGUGCUUUGUACUAAUUCAGCCACUGAGCCCCCUGCAUGCAAUGUUUACUUAAUUGGACAACAGGAUAACCAAAUUGAAGAAGACUCAACAGUUACUACUCCAGAAAUGGAGUUGAACAUGCUUGUAGAAUUUUUCAGAACAAUGGGUUAUCCCGAUGUUAUUAUAAAAAGAGUAAUUGGUGAAAUGGGUCAGAAUGAAGAACCUAUGUUAUUGCUUAAAAGAAUUAUUGAAGAAAGUAAACUUUUGGAAGAAGAACAAACUAAUUGUGUACAACAAGCUGCUGGUCCAAGUAGCGCUCAUGUGAGUUCAAUACAAGAAUCAAAGAAUAAUCCACAAGUGGAGAUACCUGGAACUUGUACUGCAAAAAUUGAUCAAGUUGAAGAAAGUGAAGCAAAAUCAAAAUCAGUAGCCAGUUCUUCACAAGACCAGUGGAAAAAUGAGACACUUGAAGAACACUGUCGUCCUGUAGAUGAAACAUUUGUUACUAAUGCCAAGGAUAACAAAGAUGAGGCCUUAACAAAGCCUGCCGCAGCCAAGUCAAGUAAUGACACUGCGAAUUUUCACUCAGCCAAGCAUUUCAGCAAUGACUUGGUUACUGAGAGGAGAUUGCUAAAUGAAAGUGAUAUUGUAGCAAGAGGCAGUUCUGAACAGCCACUUUUGCCUGCAUGUUCUAAUCGUCACGUGAGUGCUUCAGUGACUGGAGUUCAACGGUUCCAUAAUUUACUGAAAAGCCCUUACAAACUAACUCUAACAAGUGAUCCUGGGAAACCAAAUUUGAAGCAUGUUAUAAUUGAUGGAAGUAACGUUGCAAUGGCCCACGGAAUGAAAAAAAUAUUUUCCUGUCGUGGUAUUGCAAUUGCAGUGGAAUGUUUUUGGAAUCGUGGUCACCGAAAUAUAACUGUGUUUGUUCCUCAGUGGAGAACCAAACGUGAUGCCAAAAUUACAGAGCAGCAUUUCUUAACUGAACUUGAAGAUCUCGGUGUGCUUUCUUUCACACCAGCCAGAACAGUGUGUGGAGUAAGAAUUGCAUCACAUGAUGACAGGUUUUUGUUGCACCUUGCUGAGAAAACUGGUGGGAUUAUUGUUACUAAUGACAACCUCAAAGAAUUUGUUCAUGAAUCUCCAGCCUGGAAAGCAAUAAUUCAAGACAGGUUACUACAGUAUACAUUUGUUGGAGAUUUAAUCAUGUUACCAGAUGAUCCCCUUGGAAGGUAUGGUCCUGGAUUGGAGGCUUUUCUGCAUCAAGUGGAGGCUUCCAGAGCUUUGCCAGAGAGGACAAAUGUCGUACUUCAUCCAACUGUACCAUCUUCAGCACUGCAUCCCACCUUUUUGCUCGAAUCGAGACGACCUGAGAUGCCCCCUUUGCGAACAAGAGAGGAAACUGAGCAACUAAAACAAGAUUUGUUGAAGAUAUUUCCUGAAGUCAGUCAAAGGCAGAAAAUUGAUCAAAUUCUGGCAGCACACCCACACAUGAGGGACCCUAAUGCACUGUCUGCAAUGGUGCUGGAUCAAGAAUAAAUUAUUGUGUAAUGAAUAUUGAAGUGUUGGUAAAGUUAGAAUAUUUUGGGGGUCCCAAAUCUAACUUUAUUGUUGAUCAGUUGUAGAGAAGCAAGGCGCUUUUUUUAAUAUAUAUACCAGCACAAUUGCUUGUCACAGUUGAAGUAAAAGAUAUCCUUUGAGACAAAAAUACUGAGUGUUUGCGCAGUCAGUGGCUUGAACGUUUUCUGUGGGACAGAAGAAACUGCCACAAUUCUCAUUUUGAUGAAUCUACUUCAGCUUAUAAGUCCUCCUUUGUCACAGCUGGUGUAAUGGAGUCAAACAUGUUUUUAUCUUAUUGAAUCUUUUCAGUUCAGGACCUGUGGUGACGGAAAUAGCUUGAAGAACAGUAUGGGAAAACCACUAUGUUGUUCUUCACUUAACCUUUUCAAUAUUGCGAUACGUAACAAGAACAGAAGAGAAUAUUUGCAAAAUAAGUUUCAGUAUUAGAUUUUGCAAAUACUGAAUAUUCAUUGAUAUAAUAUUUAUAGAAAGCCAGUGUAUAAACUGGGUGACAUUUUAUUUAAUUACUGGCUGGAAAAAACCUGUAAAUAGUACACAAAAUAUAUAUUUUUGUUCAGAUUCAAGUGUAAAUUUUGAAAAAUUCUCUGAUUGGAUGGCAACACUUUUUGAGAAUGUAUUUUGUUAAAUAAAACCCGUUAAAACUGUAGCUGUAAACAUAAACAUAGCUGCUGAAAAACUUAAAAUUAGUCACUACUGUGAUACCAAAAGUCUUAUUAAAUUUGUAUUUUAAUACUUUGUUUUCUAAUAUGCUUUUUUUUGUUUCUCAACCAAUUUCUAAAAUGUAGUGUCACCCAGCAUUGUUGUCAGUGGACAGUAGCUGGUAAUUGAAUAAAAGGUUUCUCUGAUCUCUGCACAUGUAUCCAGGAGGCAGGACCAUACAGACUAGUAUAAUCUAGAGGUCUGAUCCCUGAUCUCUGCAUUAACUGAUCACAUUGUGGGUUCGUAUAAAUAAUAACAUUUUUGCUACGAUGGAGUGUGGGUAAUGCUGUUCAGUGUAGCUCAAGAAAGAAUGAAUUUAUUCUAGGGGAAGAAAAGAGCAAGCUGAUAACACCUUUAAAGCUCCUGAGAAAUUAUUUGCUAUGACAGUUUGAUAUUUUUUAAGAAAUUGAGUAAUGUGCAUUGGAAUGUCCUUACAAUUAGCUUGAUCAGAUUGAAUUAUCAAGAUUUUAUGUGGAUUAAUUAUUUUAUCAUUGGCUUCAGUAGUUUAUUCAUCUAACUGGUUUCUUUAUCCAAUAUUAUGUACAGUGUUGUUACCUCUUAACAGUUGCAAAAUUGUUAUUUAAAGUUUGUAAAUAAUUUGUUUUUCCUUUUUAACUAAAACAGCCAAAAUGAGGAACAUUUUAAACUCCUGUUGCUUGUAUGAUGCUGUUACUUCAUAGGGUAGUUUAUGGUAUGGCUGUCCAUUCAAUUUUGUGUAUUUGAAACUAAAGCAUUCGGUAACAUUUUUACAGUAUCUUUAAGUUUAAAAUCUCACUUACUUUGCAGUCUUGUACAAAUGCAGUAUUUUACAAUUCAUUAAGUUUUUAAUUUGUAUCCUUAAUGGGUAAAGUAAACUUUUAACCUCUUUGGGUAAGACAGUGUUUCCUUUUGUGUAUGUUAGCUGGAUGCUCCUUCAAAGCCAGUGUGUCUCUAUUUUAACCCUUCAGUGCUUUACUGAGUUCAACCAAAGAAAGUCCCAGAUUUCCAGUUUCCAAAGCGUUGUGUUCCGGUUUUUUGUUUGAAGGUUGAGACCCGUAUGCCAACUCGAAUCAACUACAGCUGUGUACAUGAAUGGCCAUUUGGUAAUACAGAACUUGUGUAUUGCUGAUAAAAGACUGUUUGAAGCAUUUAGCCAUAAGUUCAUCAGGACUCUCAAUAAAGGGGGAAUAAACAUUUUGUACUGUA
Messenger RNA from Rhincodon typus (whale shark), 4671 nucleotides. It is a transcript of the gene n4bp1, whose product is annotated as nedd4 binding protein 1. Gene Ontology annotation, molecular function: RNA binding. Bases 163 to 2745 code for a protein of 860 amino acids. Gene Ontology annotation, biological process: negative regulation of protein ubiquitination; negative regulation of proteasomal ubiquitin-dependent protein catabolic process. The transcript has 7 exons. Lineage: Eukaryota; Metazoa; Chordata; Chondrichthyes; Orectolobiformes; Rhincodontidae. The record is from RefSeq and is a predicted model, not a curated record. Gene Ontology annotation, cellular component: nucleus; PML body.